This is a messenger RNA of Caenorhabditis remanei, 2010 nucleotides long. RefSeq lists its product as uncharacterized. NCBI's taxonomy places the organism in Eukaryota, Metazoa, Nematoda, Chromadorea, Rhabditida, Rhabditidae. Bases 1 to 2010 code for a protein of 669 amino acids. The record is from RefSeq and is a predicted model, not a curated record. The transcript has 12 exons.
AUGGGAAGUGAGAAUGGCAGCUGGCAGCCUGCUUUUGUUAUGUCAUUCGUGCCCCCAGAUAAAUAUUUUUUUGUUAUUAUCAAUAAAGGAAUAUCUGCUAUACUCAAAGGUGACCACAAGGUUCAGCUAGGCGAAUUUUACGAUGUGCAAUAUGCGUUCAACAGUCAAGCAAAGGAAGGGAACAGAGCAAAACAUCUUAUCUACGGGUUAAGACCGAUCAACCCGCUUGCUCAAGUCAGAACAGAUAUUGAUGACCUUGGUCGUACACAUGUCCAUUUAACCACAACAGCAAAAUUUGAAGGCUUGGUUGAAUCGAAAAAUAAACGAGUAGUAGCGAAACUCUUCAACGACACUUUUGGGCACUUCAUCGAUUUAGGAAAUAUGGUUCAACAACGAGAUAAACUAGUUGAAUUUGAAUUCAAAUGCAAAGCAUCAGAAAGAGACGAAUCACUCUCAAUCUUUGUACCGACUAGAAUCCUAGGCUAUUACGAUUUACCAAUUGAAGAAGAACCGCGUCCCUCGAGAGCCAAUGAGAGUGAACGGGAGUCUUUUAAUCGAAAUGUUGUUGGUUUUGUCUGUUCCAAAACUCAGAAAGAUGGCUCCCGAUAUGUUUGGUCUAAAGAUCUUGAUUUUGACGUUCGUUUGGAUUGGACAGUAUGUCCGGAUGAAGACGUCACUGGGAAAUGGGUGAAGGUUUUGGUUGAUUUUGUGAAAAGAAAAGUUGUAAACGAUGUACGCGUUGUGAGCGAUUUGUUCGAAUCUCGGUUGUACUGCGGGGUACCAGAGGUUCGCACUGAAUUCCACUUUUUCGAGUUCGAUAGAGAUGAACAAAUCGAUGUAUACAUGAGUUCAUACUUUGGUCGAAUUCGUGAUCCCCACCGUAUGAUUCAAUAUAACGAAGGUUAUGGAUCUUACUUUGGAUAUAUCAGAUUUGAAAGAGCGCCAUCGCGUGAAUCCCUUAACUAUAAAGAUCGUCCAGAUUCGAGACAGUCGUAUCAUUCAUUUGUUCCAUCUGAGCAUCCUCCGACUGACAAUAGAGCGUUCUACAACGAUUCUGAUCACUCAAGAAGCCAGAGUUUUCAGAGACAGAAUUCUUACUCCGAUAAUGAACAAAAUGCUGCCCAAGAAGAACCUUCUCGCGCAUCUUCCAGAGGUCAGACAACAUCGGAGGAAGAUAGUGGCGAUGAAUUAAAGAAUUUCUCUAACGAAAAUCCAAGAAAUGGAGUCACAUCGGACGAUGUCGUGCCGGGUAGUAGAAGACAAAUCAAUAAUGAAAGCAAUAUUAAUGGUGUGGAGGAUUCUGAGGAUGACGAAGAAGAUUAUCAAAGUCAACGAUCUCGAAAUGAUAAAACCAACCAGAGAUUAUCAAGACCACCGAUAACAGAAGCUUGUACUCCUCCCCGUCGCGACUGUGCUUCAGAAAGCAGUUUUUACGCCACUCCUAGUGGAUAUAUCAAUUCAACUUCUCAAAAGUCUUCACAUGCAAAUACUGAGCAACAAGAAACUAGACGUCUAAAAUUGGCAUCAGACAAAUACAUUGCCACACUCAAAUACUUGACAAAUCAUGAAUCAGUGACGACUGCUAUGAAAAUGUAUGAUCUACAACAAUACGAAGAGCUGAAGAAGUUUGAAAACGCACAAAAGUCUUCUGGCGGAUUGUUGUCUUUGCAGCAGCACUCAGAGACUGAAACAUCAGUUGAGGUUCUAGCACAGAAACAAAAAAAUUUAUAUGACACGCUUGUUUUAUUCAUUUCUUCAUCAGAAGUGUCUAUUGUCAUGAAAAACUACGACGCAGUGGAAUAUGAAGAACUUCUGAAAACUGUGAAUUCGGUGCCAUAUGAGUCUUCAACAUAUUCGUCUGAAGAACAAGAGGAAAAGAUAUUGAAAUUGAAAUGCGAGAUAUUAAUUCUCCAAACGCAAUAUUUCGCCGAGGACCCACAAGUUUUUGAAGCAUGGGAAUCGACCGAUUCUACCAAGUGUCAAUUUAUCUUGAAUGAAUUACGGCAAUAG